AUGGAUCGUUUAUCAGAAAGUCUUAAUACACAGCAGGCCGGUUUAAUAGCGGCCAGAAAUGUAGGAUGCUCGGAGUUGGCUGAUGCUCUCCUUGCCCUGCUGGCAAUGUUGGACCUAUAUUUCAUCAAUGAUGCCUAUUAUAGCACACUCACUAAGGGUGCCUCAGUGCAACUUGUUUUUGGGUUUGAGUAUGCUGUGUUAUUGACAGUGGUGUGGAUGACCUUGAUGAAAUACUUACUCCAUUCCAUUGAUCUUCAGAAUGAGAAUCCAUGGGAAAACAAAGCUGUGUACCUUUUAUACACUGAACUUAUUAUAGGUUUUAUAAAGGUUGUGUUGUACAUCGUGUUUAUGGCCAUUAUGAUAAAGGUGCACACAUUCCCAUUGUUUGCUAUCCGUCCUAUGUACUUGUCUUUGAGAGGAUUUAAGAAAGCUCUUCAUGAUGUGAUUAUGUCGCGACGUGCUAUACAGAACAUGAACACAUUAUACCCAGAUGCUACUGCUGAGGAACUGCAGGCAGGGGAUAAUGUUUGUAUCAUUUGUCGUGAGGAUAUGUUAGCCAACUGUAAGAAGCUCCCCUGUAACCACAUCUUUCAUACAAGUUGUCUGCGUUCCUGGUUCCAGCGUCAACAGACAUGCCCCACUUGUAGAAUGGAUGUAUUAAGAAUGAAUCGUACAGAAACAGCCACACCCCAACAACAGCAGCCACAACCACAACAACAGCCACAGCCUCAACAGCCACAAGUACCUCAGAUGCCUCAAAUGCCACAAAAUUUAUUCCAAGGAUUCCCAGGUAUGCCUCCAAUGUGGCCAAAUAUGCCUCAGCAGCCACAAGCUGCUCCAGGGACUUCUACUGCUAGUUCUACAUCAGGAACACCACCAGUCUCCAGUACUGCAAGCACAUACACUGUGGGGUCAACCUCCACACAGCCUACACCCACAACCACUGGUACCACCACAGUCCCACCAAUAGUGCCACCAAUGCUGCCAUUCAUGAUGCCAUAUGGAAACUAUGCCAUGCCAAGACCACCCAGAAACUUGACUGGUGCGUCUUUGGAGGAACUGAGGGCAAUGGAGGGGCAGCAACGAGAGAAUGUAGAGGCAAGGCUUCAAUGGUUACAGGAUAUACAGGCUCUGUUGGAUGGGGCGAUGGUGCUUAUACAUCAGUACAAUACUGUUGCUGCACAAACAGGGAUAGCAGGAAUCAGUGCAGCUAGUUUUCCAUUAUCACAAAAACAGUCUGAUAAGAAAACAGAUAUGGAAGUUAAUUCAAGCCAAAAUUCUGCACAAAAUACUGAGACACAAGGUGUAAGCCAACAUUCCACAGAAAAAACAGAAGAUCAAAACCUUGAUUUUUCAGGUUUAGAAGGAGCAACAGGUUUCACUCCAGCAAAAGAGGAGACAAUUCCUUCAUGGGAUGACCCCCAUGAAGAGGAACAUAAUGAUGAGAUGCAUGAGGUACGAAAACGCAGACUACAAAAAUUUACAAAGGAGAAUCAGUCUGCUGUUAAAGUGGAACACAAAUCACAGGACUAAGCCAGCCUGUUACAGACUUAUAGCAACAAUGUGUCUUUGGCUCCUAGUCGACAGAGUGCAGCAUUCCUUGGGAUAGAUGUUUCGUGUGUGUGUGUAGAUGUGUGUGUAUACAGCUACAUAAUGUAUCUGAGAAAGUGUUUGGUAUCUGAGAUAUCGGAAAGAAUGUUGUUUGCAUGUGAUUUAUCAGUGACAGUUAUAAGGUGUAUCUGAGAAAGAGUUAGCUUCCUGAGGAAUUGGCAAGAAUAAUAGCUACCCGAGGUUUCAGCACUAGUGCAAUAGCUAGAAUAAUUCCAAGUAUCAUGUACUUGUUAGGGGCGUAUUUAUUUUGGUAUCAUUAGAACGACAUAUAAAAUGUUUACUCCAAAUCACAAAUAUUAUCAAUCCUUUGUGUCAGACCUGGAAAUUGAACUUGUAAUCGACACAGUUUGAUAUUAAACCAGCAGGUCAUUUGAAUCUCUUAUAUUUCAGUAGUAAACUUCUGUGUUACUUCUCAGAAAUACCAUAUCCUAGAUUGUACGUACAAUUUCCUAUUACAAAUACGAUACUUUUACCAUAUUAUACCAUAAUUUACAUCACUCAGUGAACCAGGGAGAUUGUUGCUCAAAUAAGACAUUUAGUUUGGGUGGACAGGUUUCAAAGCAAAGUGUUGGGAUAUUUUAAGCUCAGAUAGAAAUAAAUAUAUGGCUUUUUAAUUCAUUUUAUAUUAACUUGUCGUCACAUGCCAGUACAAGUUCUGAUUAAUAAUUUUUUCUUCUCCAGCUAUGUAACGAUUUAUUUCCUCCUACAUUGUAUGAUAUAUCAAUUCCAUUGUAAAUCAAAUUUAGAUAUGGACAUAGAGGCAUUGUUUUGCCUGCGUCCAUUAUUAACUUAAAUUAACUUUAUUGCAUUGUUUGAUAACUCAAAUAUGUAUGGUAGUUUGCUACAGUUUUCCGAAAAUCAUAAACAUGAUAAGCUUCUCUUAAAUCAUGUUUAUAAUUGUAAUUAAGUCCAUUAAUAUCUGUUUAUUUCAUUGUGCUGUAAUUAACUCCAACUUCAAUAUCGUAUGUUAUCACUCAGAGAUUUUAUUUUACAAUAUUAAUGCACAUAUAUCGGAAAUUAAGUAUUUAUUAGACCAGUGUUUUUAAGCUAAAACAUAGAUAUUGGUCGAUUUUGAUAGAAUAAAAUCUUAUGUCAGGGAAUGCUAUGCUUUAUUUGAUGUGAUCAUGUGGUUAAAAUGUAUUGUCAUCUUAUGCACAAGUGAAUGCAAAUUGAUUUCAAAUUUAAUUGUUUAAUUUAUACAUUUAUAUCUCUGUUUAUUGACUUAACUCUUUAAAAAAUAGAAACGAAACUCUAGGAUUGUGUCCUACUCUUUUUCUCUAUCUAAACUUGUUAAGGUAUGGAAGGAAAUGUUAAAAUUCAGUACUUCAACCAUUAGAUUUUGUACUAGAUUGUUAAUAAGUGGUUGGUGAUGAAGGUAACAUAGAGGGUCAUAAAUAUACCUGGUAUUGAUGCAGUGCAGAAAGAAAUUUCAAUAUUUUAAUAGUUGAGACUGACCUCCUGUAGUUAGAAUUUACAAACAUUUUUUUUUUUAUAUUCUUUAAAUAAGCAAUUUAUGCUGUUCAAAUUCAUUCUCAUGAUCUAAAGCAACAAAUAUUUGUUGUAAAAAUUACAAAUGUAUUAUAUAAAAAACAUUUUCAUUUUUGCCCGUGAAAUCCAGGAAUUUAUCAAUGUGAUAAGAAUUCUUAUCACGUGAUAAUAUCAGUUCCUUAAUGUUAUGACCAGUGAGCCGCACUUUUUCGUCACCGCAUUGAAAUUUGCCAAAUGAAGUAAAGGUUGAAUAAGUUGCAUUUCCAUAAAAUCUUUUCCAUUUUGAUUUCAUAUUUUCUCAAAUGUAUUAUUUAAAAACAAAAUUUUUAAUUGAUUCUUAGCAGAUAACAGCAUAAAUUUGCAGAAUGCCACUUACAGUGGCACAUAGUACGUAAGUUCAAAAUGGCAUCUUGUUAAUCAUAAAACCAUAAUAAUGAGCAAGGAAAGUACAUGCUAGUAUUUUUGGAAAUACUUAUGACUUCGGUUUUUCAAAAAUGUAAUAAAUUCUUAAUGGUCGCCUGUUAAAAUCUGUACAGCAGAACAUAUCUAUACAUGCAUUAUCCUGGGUGAAAAAUAAAGAUAUUCUGCCAAAUUUGUGAAAUUUAUAUGAUAUUAAAUGAGACACUAUUAUAGAUAUCCUCUAUAUAGCUGAUACACAUGAAGCUUGAUUUGCAUUUUGCAUACUACAAAGGCUUGCAUGGGAUGUAUGACUUGAAAAAACUUAUGGGUCUUAUGUGUAUGUACACAUAUGUCUAUAUACAUGUGGUGGUAUGUGUGGCUUAUGCAGGUUUGAGUGUCAUAGUAUAUUAAAUACUGCAUGUGUUCUUAUUUUAAUGCCAUUCUAAUAUUAGCUCCUUUCACCCUCAUGUCAUUGCACUUAUUCAAGUCCAGUACCAAAAUUUUUCCAGUUUGUCAUUGGGUUUACUACCUGAAUUUUAAUCGCAAAUUGAAAUAGAUUGAAGACUAAUUUUAUUUUGCUUUUUAUUUACCUGAAGUGCAGUUUUCCUGAAUCUGUGACAUGUUUUCUGCUACAUAGAAUAUACAUGGUUAGGCAUAGUAAAUCCUUACACCCUUGAGCUUAUGGUUAUGAAGAAUGUAGAUCGCUUGUGUGUUUGAAUCUUAUUGCUGAGUCAUCAGAAAUACAAAAUCAUACAAUAAAUUUAAAAUAAUUUUGAUUGACAUUCACUUAGCUAAGAUAACAAAACCAUGGAUCUGGAACUUAACUUGGCUGAUAAUUAAUCAGGGCAAUAUACAACAGUCGCUGUUAGUAAGCUGCCAAAUGUUGUUACGGUCUAUGAACGGGUCAGUACAGAUCCACAUCCCCUGAACACCUCACAGCAAGCUAACUUUGCCUAUCAUGACCAAGUUAGCAACUGAGCGUGGGGUUCCAAUUGGAGCUAACAUCCCUCAAAGUUCUGAAAUAAGAAUUACACUUAAUCAAAUACACAUAAUGUAGCAUUUGUAUGUGAGAAGUGUAGCUGAGAAGUCAAGCAGUAUACAUUUUAGUCUCUUUAAAGAUGUAAUAAUCAAAUUAAGAGUUUAAAAGCUGGCAGUUCAUAUCAGCAGCAUUUGGUUGAUUAAAAGUCCAAGACACUGAAUUUGUGUUUAGGAGUAAAUAUGAGGGAUCUGGUGUUUGGUUCAGGAAUCAAAUAUAACAUAUUUGAUUGUAACUGAAUGCGAUCUAAAUCUGGUUCUUUUGCCCCAAUUUUUAGAUGAGUUUACAUGUUAUACAACCAGAUGAAAUCAAUAAAAUCACACAGAUGAAAGAAGAAUGGGUUACACAAUGUCCUAUAAUUAAAGAGAAAAACAUGUCACAAGUUCAGGAAAGUUUUCUUUGCAAAUUAUUUCUGUUGAACUCCAAAAAUGUUUGAUUCUUUAAGGAAAAAUUGAACCAAGAUAUCUAUUCAGAAUGACAGAUUUACAGCUGCACAAGUAACACAUAUCCUUAAAAUCUUAUCGGUUCAUUGGUGCAAAUUUAGACUUUAUGGUUGUGGCCAAAGGUUUUUUCAAAGUUAUUCAUGCUAUUAACAGUUCUGCAAUUCAAGUUUAUGCCCAUUACCAUCCUGUCACUACUUUCUACCUAAGUGUAGAUAGGAUUAUAGUACAUCUGAACAUAAAGUCUGGUGAUUAUAAUACCAUCUUGCACACUCUGUACAUUGGUGCAAAUAUGCUUCACAGUGAUCAUUUGUCUGGUGAAAGUGACAAAGCAUUUAACAAUGUUGCACAUGAAUUUUCUAAUUGGUUGUGAUAUAAGUACAUUUAUGCAAUAUUAUAUUACCAACCUGAAGAAAAUCUUUCGAAAUAUUCAUGUGAUUACCUAAGAGUAGAAUUGAUGCAAAAUUGUUUGAUUUUACAUGUGUUUUAACCAGCAAGACAUGUAACGAAACAGCUAAUGGACUUGGUGCGAAAUUAGGAUAAGAGACACAUUAUUACUCAGCAUUACAUUUACUGGAUACACAAAAAGGUAAAUGUGUAAAAUAUGUCCAGUAUGCAAUAAAUUUUGGUAUUAACUAGAAUAAAGGUUCUUAUAACACAACCAUUAGAAGAUUAUUUUAUUAUCUUCUACUGGUUUUGUUCUUUGAAAAAGUUUGAUUUUAUUACUGCUACAACCUGAAGAAAAUGUUCCGAAACAUGUUGUGGUUGUAACAUUUUUAGCCUACAAUCAUCAGAUGAUUUAAUUUUGGUACUGAUCAGAAAAAGAAAAUGGUUUACAGGCAGCCAUCUUGGUUUUUGAGAGUAAUAAGCUUAUCGCUAUUUCUUGAGAGGCAGUGGAUGGAUCAUUCUCAAAUGUGGAGAUUCUUCUUGGUUCCUAGUUAGGCGUCCGAUUUUGAGACUAAUUUGAAAACUAAUAUGGCCAAGAGGCGGCCAUCUUGGACUUUAACAGUAAUAGUUUGUUAUUGCUAUUUCUUGAGAAGUACCAGAUCAAUCACUCUCAAAUUUCAUAUAUAUGUGUUCCUCUUGGUUUUAAGCUGUGCUUUUUUGAUUCCAGGACUGAUCAGAAAAAAAACAAAAUGGCUGUCAGGCCUUCAUCUUUGACAAUGAAAGUUUGUAAUUGCUAUUUCAGGAUGGAUUGUUCACAAAUUAUAUACAUUAGUUUCCUUGACUCAUUAGAUGUGCUCGUCUGGUUUGACACUUAUCAGAAAGCCCAAAAAUUAAGUUUAGAGACAGCUAUCUUGGAUUUGACAAUUGAAGAUUAUAAUUAUUGGGUUUUUAAUAGAAAAGAAGGGAAAUAAUCAAACUUUUAAAGAACAAAUAAAGAUCAAAUAAUGGUGGGCACCAAGAUCCCUCAUGGGUAUCUUGUCUAACAAUUGUCUUGAUUUUCUGCCAAACAUUACAAUUCAUUAUAAAAAUCACUGAAUCAAAAUGAAGUGAACUAGCUUAACAGUGCAUACAGCUUGAUUAGUGUGUAUUUCAUCUAUUCAAACAAAUUUUCACAUUUUAUUAUGAAAAAACAAAUCCAACCAGGUGAUGUAUUCUAGUUAAUUUAUCAUAUAUUACAGUCAAAAUUUGGAACUGCCAAACAUUUACUCUGAAUCAGAUGGAUUCAUUUUGUUUUCUUAUCCUCGAGAAGCGAUUCCAGUGUUGAAUGGAAAGUUUAGUUGAUUUGAUACUAAAAAGAGUAUGACAUCAGCUAGUAUGUACACACAUCAGCAUAUGUAAUAAUGAUGUUUUAAGCAAUUGAAACUAGGAUGUCAAAUGUGAAAUGAUUUACAAAAUUUUGUGUACCAAUAAAUCCUGAAAUAAAGAACUUAAUUUUUUUUAGAAA
Ylistrum balloti is the source of this 6865-nucleotide messenger RNA. Its product is annotated as E3 ubiquitin-protein ligase synoviolin B-like. Gene Ontology annotation, cellular component: cytoplasm. The record is from RefSeq and is a predicted model, not a curated record. Bases 1 to 1533 code for a protein of 510 amino acids. The transcript is spliced from 10 exons. NCBI's taxonomy places the organism in Eukaryota, Metazoa, Mollusca, Bivalvia, Pectinida, Pectinidae.